Molecule: messenger RNA, 4037 nt
Organism: Strigops habroptila (Kakapo)
Lineage: Eukaryota; Metazoa; Chordata; Aves; Psittaciformes; Psittacidae
Product: fas-binding factor 1 homolog
Exons: 22
Coding region: 1049-3865 (938 amino acids)
Biological process (GO): establishment of epithelial cell polarity; cilium assembly
Cellular component (GO): centriole; ciliary transition fiber; ciliary basal body
Source: RefSeq, a predicted model, not a curated record
CUCAGGUCAGGCUGGGUAUUAGUCAGCGGGUGUUGAGCAAUUGUGCAUCACUGCUGGUUAAUGGUUUUUUCCCUUUCCCCUUUUGGUUUUUAUACUCUCUCCCCUUCUUAUUUCCCUUAUCAUUAUUACUACUAUUAUUAAUGCUAGUAGUAGAAUAUUGUACUUUCAUUAUUGAACUGUUCUUAUCUCAACCCAUGGGUUUUACAUUGUUCCAAUUCCCCUUCCCAUCUCGCUCAGGGGUGAGCGAGCAGCUGCCUGGUGCUGAGUUACUAGCUGGGUUCAAACCACAACAUCCAGACAGAAUUCCUGCUAAAUUUGCCAAAGCUUACCAGCCAGCUGAUCUCCUGGGAAUGCCAAAAUCCCGUUCUGGGCUAGGGAAGACAACUGUGCAAGGUCCUGGGAAAUGGGACUCCUUGGAGGAGGAGUAAAAAUCACAGCAAAGCAGCUAACUUCUGAGAGAGUUAAAAAGGAGAUUCUGCUUUUCUUUUCACAGCCUGAUCAUAAACAAACAGGGGACAUCUGGUAUAGGGAAUAAAAAAUGGAUUUGUUUCCAAAAAUCCUUUUCCUGUUCCCUUUUUGGAGAAGUGUUUUUCUGGCCACGUGUUGUCCCAUGGAUGAUCCCUGGCCUCUCCUCAGGGUGUGAUUACAUCACUAACAGCAGCAAGAGCAGCCACACUGCUGCCUCCCACCAAACACCAUUUGGCUGUUCCCUCGUGCAAAGUGUUCCUAGUGGGAUCUGCUUGAUCUCUGUGGAAGGAGAGCCAGAGGGGUUGCAUUUAAGAUAUGCUGGUCCCCAAAGUGUCCUGCUCUUCCCCAGGCCCUUUUCUUCUUCUCUGCUUGCAAGGAGGCCCCUCCAGAGAGAUUCCUGUCUGGAAAGCCUGUGCCUGCGAUGGAAAAGAAGGCACUCUCAUCCCCUUCUGCUCACCAGCAGCACAAGAACUUUGAAGGAGAAAGAAAAUGUGGAAAAACUGAACAGAAAUGUAACUCUUGAGUGUUUGAAGUUCAGGGAGACUCAAGGGUGUCCCAGGUCCCUGCAGAACCUGCUUUCAUGGCUUUGAGCAGAUACGAUCUCCUGUCCCCAUGUGCACAUGAUGAUCCUUUGGCAGGACUUUUAUCUGAUGAGGAGCAGGAUGCUCCCAAAAAGCCAGCUCCAGCAGACACUAAAAGCAGCUCUGAGAAGGACACAGAACAGAGCAAAGAGAAAGAGCCACCCCAGAUGCCCCUGCACACCGUGGCCCCAGUCCAGAGGAGGGACCUCAUGUUUGAAGAUGAUGGUGAUGACCUGAUGGAUGCACUGGGAUUUGGGAGUGGCCCAAAAGGAGAUCAGAAAGAGGAGCUCUGGCCAGCCCGCUCCAUGAUGGAUGAAUUGGUGGGACAAGGUGCCAUGGACAAAAUCCUGAAACAGCCAGGCAAGGGAGAGCACAGGGAGUUCAAACUGGAUAAGAAAUACCAAAACCAGCCAGAGAAGGAAGAUGGAUGGGACAAGGAGGAUUUUGACUUUGGAGCGUACCGGCCCACGAUGGCCUCCACGCCCAAUGGCCAGCUAGGGAGGAGGCAAUCUGUGAGCAGGUUUUCUGCUGAGACCAGCAGCGAAGCAAAACCAGAGCCCUGCCACAAACCUCCUCCAGCCAGCCAGAACCCUCUGUGCACCAGCAGGAAUAGAGGCGACUGGCUGGGUUUGAAAGAUGAGGCUUUUAUGGGUUCAGAGCUGUCGUCCCCAGUGAAGACCAGUCCGGCAGUGAGCCACCCCAGCUCUGCCACAGCCAGGCAGCACCGCUCCACCAGCCAGCUCCUGGCAGCAGAGAAGGCAGCGCCUCAACCCGACCUGCCAGAGGAGGAGCAGGACUGGCUGAUGGCCCUGUUGGCUCACAAGAAAGCCCAAGCACAGGCAAAGACCCGGGAGAGAAAUGUCAAGCUCUCAGAAGCCCCAAGUAAAGCGCUGGAUCCCCAGUCUCCUGUCAGGCAGCCGGUCUCCUGGCUCAGCACCACAAAACAAGGCUCAACUCACCCACUGGAGUCUGUGCAGGGGGAUCCCUCCGGAGAUGCAAGCGCCCUGGUCCCCACAGCCGCGAUCUCACAAGAGCAGAAGAUGCCGGGCCCUGCCAUGCUCACUCAGGCAGAGUCUGCAGCCCCAGGCUUGCUGCAUGAGAGGAGGCUGGGGGCUCCCACAUCCCACCUGUACAAGGAUGCGUCAGGCUAUCAUGCAGAGCUGCUCAGGGCCCAGGCCCAUGUGGCAGAGCUGGAGAGCCAGGUCCAGAUGCUGGAGAUGGAGCGGACUCAGUACAAACUGAUGCUGGAGAGUCUCCAGCAGCGGCACCAGGCAGACCUGGAUCAUCUCGAGAGCACCUACAGGAGCCGGAUGAAGAUGCUGGAGGACACUUAUGGGCAGCAGGAGGAGAGGCUGCGGAGGAAGAAGGAGCUGCUGGUGGCUCAGCUUGUGUCGCAGAGCCAGGAUGCGGCAAAAGCGCAGGCAGAGCUGGUGGCACAGCAUGAGGAACGUGUGGCUGCGCUGGAGCAGCAGAGAAUGCAGGACCUGGAGCGGGUGCGAGAGCUGCAGAGGACAUCAGUCCAGGAAAUGCGCAAAGACUACGAAGAGCAGCUCCAGCGGCUGAAGCGGCUGAAAGACCUGGAGAUCGAUGCAGUGACCAGUGCCACCUCACACACCAGGUCUUUGAAUGGUAUCAUCGAGCAGAUGGAGAAGUUCUCCAGUGACCUGCAUGACCUCUCACACAAGGUGGAGGCCACGCACCAAACCACAUCCCAGGAACUGGCACAGCAGCGGGACAAGCAGCUCAAAGUGCUUGAGGACAGGCUGUCGCAGCAGCAGAAGGACAUGGAGGAGGAGCGGAGCCGACUCCAGGAGGUGAUCACUAGAAUGGAGUCCAGGCUGAGCGAGCAGAGUAGGCUGCUGGAGCAGGAGCGAUCGAGGUUGGUGGCAGAGCAAUCCAAAGUGGAAUUGCUGCAGCACUCACUGGAGGAGCAGCGGCGAGGCAUGACCCAGCAGCUCUCCAUGGAGCGAGCAGAGCUGGAGAGGGAGAAGAGUGCAUUGCUGGAGGAGCGACAGAAGCUGGAGCGCGACAUGGACCGAACCCUGCAGAUGGCCUCCCAGAGAGAGAGCUCCAUCAUGAGCCUGGCCAAGGAGCAGGCAGAGCUGAAGAUCCGGAGCCAUGAGCUGAAAGCAAAAGAGAAUCACUUGUUGAGGGGCAGGGAGCUGCUUGAAGAGGCCUGGCAGGAGCUGAGGCAUGAGAAGGAGAAGGUGAACAGGGCCACGCUGCGCAUCCAGCACCAGGAGGAGGAGAUUAAAAGCAUGACCAAUCUCUCAUCCCAGAAGUAUGAGGAAGGGGAGCGAGCCCUGCGGGAGGCACGCAGGGUAGAAUCUGAGCACCAGAGCAGGCUGCAGGUCAUGCAGCAGCACUUGGAGCAGCUAAAGCAGCAGGAACAGCGUCUGCACCAGGCAAAUACCCCCACACCUUGCCUUCUUGGCUUGGUGCUGCCAUGCCAGGGGCCUGGACCUUUGCCAACAACUUCUUUCUUGGGGAUGGGGCAGGAGCGGCUGAGCAUGGCUCGCCAGAGGAGACAGCUUGAACAGCUACGAGAGGUGCUGCCCAGGAACCCCAUGACACUGCGGACUACGGGCGAGGACCUCAGUGCCCCUAUAAGAGGCCUUUCUGCCACGCUGCCAGAGGCACUACGCAAUGUUCCAGGCUUUCUGCCUCCCAUACGGGAAGCCCUGUCCAUGGCCAGCCCCACUGAAUUCUACAUAAAACUGCUGCUGCUGAACUACAGGGCCCAGCAGGACCACCGUUUCUUAGAGGAUGAGCAGUUCUUCCUGGACAGCUUGAAGAAAGCGCCCUACAACACUUGAACCCUGUCAUUCUGAGGAGGUGGCAGCCCUACACACUACCCUAUGAAUGCCUGUGGCCGUCCUUGGAGGAGGCCACCAUGCCUUCUGCAUGGGGCUGGGGACGACAAACAUGAAAUAAUCCCAGUUUUCAUGGAGGAACUGCCCUUUUCUUUAAAAACAGUCUUGACAUGUU